Molecule: messenger RNA, 2930 nt
Organism: Centropristis striata (black sea bass)
Lineage: Eukaryota; Metazoa; Chordata; Actinopteri; Perciformes; Serranidae
Gene: arid3c
Product: AT rich interactive domain 3C (BRIGHT-like)
Exons: 8
Coding region: 213-1964 (583 amino acids)
Biological process (GO): regulation of transcription by RNA polymerase II
Cellular component (GO): nucleus
Molecular function (GO): DNA binding
Source: RefSeq, a predicted model, not a curated record
UCUGCCUCCAGAGGUCAUUCUCACUACAGUUGCCACUUGUUGCCAAAGCAGCUCGGGGCUCCACCAUUCAACACCAAACUAAUUUCAAGUAUUUAUUCAGCCCGCUAUCGAGACCUACAUAUCUGGAUGUUGAAUGCGGAACGUCACCAGGACUGAAGGAAGACUCUUGUGAUCCGCUUGAUAAUAUUUCGGCUCAUCUGACGGACAGAAGCAUGGUUGAUAACGCAAGUAUAGCAACUAAAUCUGCUUUGCAAGGCUCCUUCUCGUCCGCCAGCAGCCUGCCCCUCCAGGCUCCCUCCGCCUCCACGCAUAGCCCGUUCCCCGGCGCACAGUCCCACCAGCCCGCCAGUGGAGGCAUGAAGCUCGAAGCGGUCAUGGAGAACCUACAGCGGCAGCAGGCGGCGCGGCUGGCCCUGGAGGAGAAGCUCCGGCAGGCGGAGACGGAGAAAGACCUCCGCUCCAUGGUGGAGUCCCAGAUCCACCAACAAGCCCUGGCGUUCCGCCACUACCAGGCGGCGAUGCGGGGCGCCCUGGCCGCCGGGGUGGCCAACUCGUCCCACGGAGUAACGCUGCCACACAUGGAGGUCCGCAGAGCCGACGAGGACGGGAACUCCUCCAGCAGACCGGGCAGCGACGACAAGGAGCGGGACGAGGAGGGAGAUGACCUGGACGAGCAGGAGAUCCUGGAUGAAGAGGAGGAGGGCGAAGACGAGGUCGAGUUGAACCACUUCCAGCACCGGCAGGUCUCGCUCCAGGCGGCCUGUCUGCCCCUGAAGAGCGCCCCGAUGCAUCUCAUGGCCCGGGUCCCGGCGGCCUUCGCCCCGGCCCGGCGCGCGGAGUCCCCGUCGGCGCAGCCUCAGCCCCAGCACCACGACUGGACCUAUGAGGAGCAAUUCAAACAGUUGUAUGAGUUGGAUGAUGAUGAAAAGCGCAAAGAGUUCCUUGAUGACCUUUUCAGUUUCAUGCAGAAACGGGGGACUCCAGUGAAUCGGAUUCCUAUCAUGGCCAAGCAGGUGUUGGAUCUCUACAUGCUCUACAAGCUUGUCACAGAAAAAGGCGGCUUAGUGGAAGUCAUCAAUAAGAAAAUAUGGCGUGAGAUCACCAAAGGCCUUAACCUCCCUACCUCCAUUACCAGUGCAGCUUUCACUCUGCGAACACAGUAUAUGAAGUACCUCUACCCGUAUGAAUGUGAAAAGCGUGGACUGAGCUCCCCUGGUGAGCUCCAGGCAGCUAUCGACAGCAACCGGCGGGAAGGCCGUCGGCAGAGCUACGGCUCCGCCAUCUUCAACUACUCUCCUGUGGGCACGCCCACCCUGCUGUCCUCACCAAAGAUGCACAUGUCCCACCUGUCUCUGCCUACUCACAACAGCAGCCAAAUGUCCCAGGUGCCUGUCAUCAAGAAAGAGGAGCCCAUGAUGGCCAGCUGCCUGCCCAGCCGGGUGGCCCUCCCGAUGUCCCCCAGCGGCCAUCACGCCGCAGCCAUGGCGGCCCAGGCGGCCGCGGCUCAGGCGGCGGCGGCCGUCCAGGCGGCGGCCCUGGAGCAGCUCAGAGAGAAGCUGGAGAGCGGUGAACCACCAGAGAAGAAGAUGAUGAUGGUGACGGAGGAGCAGCAGCGGAUGGUGCAGCACGCUCUGCAGCAGAACCUGCUGGCCAUGGCCACACAGCUGCCCCUCAACAUCAAACUCAACAACAGAGAUGAUAGACAAGAGACCGCAUUGAACCUGUCUACCAACGGCAUUAGCAGCAUCAACAUGUCAAUAGAAAUAAAUGGAGUUGUCUACACAGGCGUCCUGUUUGCUCGGCAGUCGGCCAUAGCAGCAAUGACGGGACACCAUGGGAGACACAACAACUGUCAGACUCAGGGAAAGACCAGUCCCACACAGUUCCAGCCCUCCUGCUCCUCCUCCUCGUCCUCGUCCUCCUCCUCUUCCUCUCUCCACGGACACAGAAACUCUUCUCCCUGAGUUUCCUGUCCCUCCUCCCCUUCUCCUCCCGCCCCACCAGGGAGGAGGUCCAUUGUCUUCUCAAAAACACCAAGCAGAUGGGGACAUCUCGAUCAGAUACCUUAUAGGUCAGCUAACAGCAGAUUGAAAACAUAAUCGCAGGCAAGAAAUCUUCCAGUCCCUCCUUUUCCCCACUCCUGCUCUCCAUUAGCAGUGUGUUUCCAGCACAUUUAACCUCUGUGUGUUAACAUUGUUUUCACUGUUCUGUGAGGAACACUUUAAAAAACAUAACCACCCAUCAGCUGAAGGUGCAACCUGGAUGAAGCCAAAUGAACACUCCCUCUCGUGCACCAUUUCAAUCAAAAGACGAGGCAGCUGAACAGCAAACCUUCAGCAAGCUGCUGACGAUGUUUGUGGGCUUUAGGACUGACCUCAGAACCUCACUGCUUACAGCUGAUACCAAAGAAGAAAAUCAAUCCAUAGUGGUUCAACAGGUCCAGCAGUGAGCCUCGGCACCAAUGAUCAAACCCGAAGACUAGAGCUAGAAUACAAACAUAGCAAGCACAUGUGAAAUGAUCAUGUAUUGUGUAGAAAGGCUGCCCAGCCUGCUCACCACUAUGUUCUUCAUGUCCCAACAACAAGGCUAGAAAGACUGAUGUAUGUGUUGGUAGAAGUGAGAGUGAAAAGUCUAAUAUGUGGAUUUCUUGUGUGCAGUUUACUGAUUUAGUAACUGAGUGUUUCUCUUAAUACAGUCAGCUCAGUCUACAGACAAUCAGGCUAUUGGAAGCAAGCACGUGGCCACAUAGCUGUAUACACUAACAGACCCAUAUAGUGAAAUAUUACCUUCUACAGGUAUGUUAUCAGGAUUAGAUUCAGUUGUUAGGAGGCAUUCAGUCAGCAAGUAUUACAGUGGAAUAGGCCUGCUGUGUGUCAGCUAGUUUGCAUUGAAUUAACUGAGCACAUUUGGGGUUUUUUGAGAGAAAAAAC